Molecule: messenger RNA, 4495 nt
Organism: Peromyscus californicus insignis
Lineage: Eukaryota; Metazoa; Chordata; Mammalia; Rodentia; Cricetidae
Gene: Lrrtm3
Product: leucine rich repeat transmembrane neuronal 3
Exons: 3
Coding region: 588-2333 (581 amino acids)
Cellular component (GO): plasma membrane
Molecular function (GO): protein binding
Source: RefSeq, a predicted model, not a curated record
CUGAAACUGAAGCAACAGUCCCAGCAGCUUUCAGAAUGACAGUCUGCAGGAGUGAGCUGAGCGUGUGCGCGGCGGCGGAACCGGGCUCUCCUGCCUUCUGGGCUCCAACGCAGCUCCGUGGCUGAACUGGGUGCUCACCGCCACGGGACCGCCGGGCUAUGGAAUACAGAUGUGGCAGUACAGGUAGCCCCACGUCGCCUAGAGGAAUACAUCAUGGGUUUUGAGAAGAAAUUGUAGAAGCCAAUUUUUUUUUAACACACACACACACACACACACACACACACACACACACACACACACACACUGUAAAGAUGCAAAAACGUAAUAUCCAUGAAGAUCCUAUUACCUAGGAAGAAUCGGAUGUUUUGCUGCGAAUGCGGUGUUGGGAUUUAUUUGUUCUUGGAGUGUUCUGCAUGGCUGGUAAAGAAUAAUGUUCCAAAAUCGGUCCAUCUCCCAAGGGGUCCAAUUUUUCUUCCUGGGUGUCAGCGAGCCCUGACUCACUACCCUGCAGCUGACAGGGGCUGUCAUGCAGGCGGCCCCUAAGCCAAAGCAAAAGACCUAAGGACGGCCUUUGAACAAUACAAAGGAUGGGUUUCAAUGUAAUUAGGCUACUGCGCGGAUCAGCUGUAGCGGUGGUCCUAGCCCCCACUGUCUUUCUGACCAUGCUCUCUUCUGCUGAACGAGGAUGCCCUAAGGGUUGUAGGUGCGAGGGCAAAAUGAUAUACUGUGAAUCUCAGAAACUGCAGGAGAUCCCCUCAAGCAUAUCUGCCGGUUGCUUGGGUUUAUCCCUUCGCUACAACAGCCUCCAAAAACUUAAGUAUAAUCAAUUUAAAGGGCUCAAUCAGCUCACCUGGCUCUACCUUGACCAUAACCAUAUCAGCAAUAUUGACGAGAAUGCUUUCAAUGGGAUACGCAGACUCAAGGAGUUGAUUCUGAGUUCCAACAGAAUCUCUUAUUUUCUUAACAACACCUUCAGACCUGUGACCAAUUUGCGGAACUUGGAUCUGUCCUAUAAUCAGCUCCAUUCUCUGGGAUCUGAACAGUUCCGGGGCUUGAGGAAGCUGCUUAGUUUACACCUCCGCUCCAACUCGUUGAGAACCAUCCCGGUGCGGAUCUUCCAAGACUGUCGCAACCUGGAACUUCUGGACCUGGGGUAUAACAGGAUCCGAAGUUUAGCCAGGAAUGUCUUUGCUGGCAUGAUCCGACUCAAAGAACUUCACCUGGAGCACAAUCAAUUUUCCAAGCUCAACCUGGCCCUUUUCCCAAGGUUGGUGAGCCUUCAGAACUUGUACAUGCAGUGGAAUAAAAUCAGUGUUAUAGGGCAAACCAUGUCCUGGACUUGGAGUUCCUUACAGAGGCUUGACCUGUCUGGUAAUGAGAUAGAAGCCUUCAGUGGACCUAGUGUCUUCCAGUGCGUCCCCAAUCUGCAGCGCCUCAAUCUGGAUUCCAACAAGCUCACAUUUAUUGGUCAGGAGAUUCUGGAUUCUUGGAUCUCUCUCAAUGACAUCAGUCUUGCCGGGAAUAUAUGGGAAUGCAGCAGGAAUAUCUGCUCCCUGGUAAACUGGCUGAAAAGUUUCAAAGGGCUGAGAGAGAAUACAAUCAUCUGCGCCAGUCCCAAAGAGCUGCAGGGGGUAAACGUGAUCGACGCGGUGAAGAACUACAGCAUCUGUGGUAAAAGCACCACCGAGAGGUUUGACCUGGCCAGGGCGCUCCCCAAGCCCACGUUUAAGCCCAAGCUCCCCAGGCCCAAGCAUGAGAGCAAGCCUCCGCUGCCCCCCACGGUGGGAGCCACUGAGCCCAGCCCAGAGACAGAUGUGGACACGGAGCACAUCUCCUUCCAUAAGAUCAUCGCGGGCAGCGUAGCCCUCUUCCUGUCCGUGCUGGUCAUCCUCUUGGUCAUGUACGUGUCCUGGAAGCGGUACCCCGCCAGCGUGAAGCAGCUGCAGCAGCGCUCCCUCAUGCGAAGGCACCGGAAGAAGAAAAGGCAGUCGCUCAAGCAAAUGACUCCCGGCACCCAGGAAUUUUAUGUCGAUUAUAAACCCACCAACACGGAGACCAGCGAGAUGCUGCUGAACGGAACGGGACCCUGCACCUAUAGCAAAUCAGGCUCCAGGGAAUGUGAGAUACCUUUAUCAAUGAAUGUGUCAACCUUUCUGGCAUACGACCAGCCCACAAUAAGUUACUGUGGGGUCCAUCAUGAACUUCUCUCCCAUAAGACCUUUGAAACGAAUGCACAGGAAGAUACCAUGGAAAGCCACCUAGAGACUGAGCUGGACUUGAGCACAAUCACGUCAGCUGGCCGCAUCAGUGACCAUAAACCACAGCUGGCUUGACCGAGCUGAGCGGUAGCCCAGGCUUGCUACCCAACUGUGACCUCAACGACAGAAAGAGGAAAAUUUGUUCAUUGCAACUCUCAAAAACAAAAACAAAAACAAAAAUUCCCCUGUUCAAAUAAACAAAAUUCCAAGAUUGGUUCAUGAAAUAAAUGAAGACAUGAAUUGUUUCAAGUCUAUACUUUGUAACUAGCUAAGUUGUGCAGUAUUUUUUUGACUUUGACAGAGAAUGGCCCUGAAAAAAAAAUCAUUUUUUCCAAAACUCAUCCUACCUACGUGUAAAAAUUGUACAGCGCUAAUGUAUUUUUUCAUAUUAUAAAGUUUCAAUUCUAGGAACAACUGGUAUGUACAGUACCAUAAUUUAAUUAUGCUUUACUUUACAAACUUUACACCUUUCAGUUUCUAAAAUUUUAAAUUAACAAACAUUAUUUCUUGUGUUCUUGAGAGUUACUCGGUUUUGUAGGGGCUGUUUUGUUACUGCAUUUGUGCCCAGAAACCUUGACUCUGAAAUCUGUGCUGUGCGAACAAUGCACGAUUUUUAUCAUUAUCAUGCUUACUGCAUAGAAUUUUAUCUACUUGUUCCAGAAAUAAUACAUUAACCAAAAAAGGUUUUAAUUGUUCAGACGUGUAAGAGGUUCUUCAAUUACAUAGACAGCUCUUUCUUAUAAAUGAAAAAAAAAUCAGAUUUUUUUUAACAGUUCUAAGUCUUAACUGUUGCCUUGAAUUACAGCCUAGUUUCUAAGCAGUGAAAUGUAAUGAUAAAGAGGGAUAUUUUAACUAAGUAUUUCCGAAUGAAUGACUCAUUAUUUCAUUCUUUUGAGUAACCAUUGUUAAGGGUAGGUAGGGGAAAGCAUGGACCAAACAUCACUGGAAACAAAGGUCGUAACCACAGCAACAGACUUUGAUACACUUCAAAGGUGCAGCUACAGUGACAAAGAAAACCUUCUGUUACAUCUCCUUAUUGUCAGGCCAAGGUGGGAGGAUAUGGUAUAAUUGUACAGUAGCAAUUUUUUUCUCUUAAUUAACCCAAAGUGGUUUUAUCUAAAAAUAACCACAAGUCAGUUCAAACUGUGCCUGGUUCUUAAGGCAAAUUUUCAUUUAGAAGGUGAAACUAUAUUUGGGGAAUAUCUCAAAGGAAAAAUACAGAAGUUUUCUUACUGUGUACCACACCUGAGAAAGAACAUUAAAAAUCUAGUUCUUUCAGUAUAGAUGUGCUUAGUGGAGAAAACUCACCCCAGAAUAGACAGUAACAGUCUAUUGUUCCCUUGUUCAUGUUGUUCCUUUGGGGAUUUAGCAACAAAUUAUCCAAAACAAUAACCAAGAAGUAUUAGACAUCGAUCUAAAUCACAUAUGGGUUACAUGAUUGUGUUUUAAACUGAAUUCAAAUCAAAUUAAGAAAACCUGGCUUUUCCACAGCUGAAAUGACAACUUGGAUCUGUUGUCUACCUGACAGUUUAUUAGUGGAGAUAUCAUUAGUUUGUCCAUGGUAAUCACACAUUCUUUUUUUUUUCUUUUGAAUGUUGGACUCUAAAACAGCAAGUGUCAAUCACUGUUAUGUGAAGAGAAGCAUUUUUAUGGUUUAACUUAAUAUUCAUGACAUCAAAAGCAGAGGCAGAAAAAUAUCAGUCUAACAGAGUUCAAACACAAUCAAAAAUGGCAGAGAAAAGAGUUAGUGAGAAGGGAGGUCAAACUUCAUUCUUAACCCCUCCUGAGAAAUACUUUCUGUAUGCACAGAGUUUCACACAGGUUGAUCACAGAAAAUUUACAAACACCACCAGGAAGGACGAAUUUCAAAAUUGUAAAGCAAAUGUCUGUUGAAAUAAAAAAAAAAAAAGGGAAAGCAAAAUAAUGGAAAAAGAAAACCAUUAACUUUAAUGUAACUACAAAUGUCACGGUACUUGUAUCAAAUAUUUAGCAUCCCAGAUUUUGUAAAAUAUUUUGCAUAAAUUAUUUGCUAUUCAAUAUUUUUGUUAUUUAAGUCUAAUUUUAAUCUUAAUUGUUUUCCAGUUUCUUGUUUCUUUGCAAUGUAUUAUUCUGAUUGUUCUUGAUCCCUUACACUGAGAUUCAGCUCUGAACAAAAUUUAAACUGGGUUACAAAUCUAUUCUUUGUGAGUCUGAAAUCAAAUGGAAUUUUAUUAUAUAAAACAAAAUGUUAUUUGCAA